Messenger RNA from Anopheles coluzzii, 2784 nucleotides. It is a transcript of the gene Nnp-1, whose product is annotated as ribosomal RNA processing protein 1 homolog. The transcript has 4 exons. Gene Ontology annotation, biological process: rRNA processing. Lineage: Eukaryota; Metazoa; Arthropoda; Insecta; Diptera; Culicidae. The record is from RefSeq and is a predicted model, not a curated record. Bases 265 to 2529 code for a protein of 754 amino acids. Gene Ontology annotation, cellular component: preribosome, large subunit precursor; preribosome, small subunit precursor; nucleus.
GCGCACCGGGAUUCGCAAUGUCAGUUCAAGAAACGUCAUCUGCUUAUCAUUUGCCUAGACCGUGUGCGAUCCCACUGUGAAAGCGUCCCUCCGCAAUCAGCAGACCGUGUUGCACCGGGAUCAAGUGUUUGCAACGAUCCUUCCCCCCCGGGCUAGGGUUGUAGUCGUUCUGCACGCCGCCAAGAGGGGACCCUGCAGCGAACGCACGUGUUCACGCGUCAACAACGUCGCUAGCGCUGGUGCUUGGUGGUGCCAGGCCAAAGCAUGGUAGUCAAAGAGGACACCGCGGACGCGGAAGGAACGUCGGCAAUACCGAUGAUGGAGGACGACGGGAAGCCCGCCAGCAAACGGGCAAUCAUUGCGCAGGAGAUCAAGUUCGCACGGACACUUGCCGGUAAUGAUGCUACGAUGCGGCGCAGGGUGCUGAAGAAUCUAAAGACCUGGCUAACCACACGCAGCCAGAGCACGUUCGUUUUUAGCGAUUUGGACUUUAUGCGGCUCUGGAAGGGGCUGUUCUAUUGUAUGUGGAUGUCGGACAAGCCGCUGGUGCAGGAGGAGCUGGCCGAGUCGCUCGGUUCGCUGGUGCGGUGCUUUGACCAUGACGUUCCGGUAGCGAUGCAGUUCUUCAAGGCGUUCCUCGUCACCAUGGGCAACGAGUGGUUCGGUAUUGACCGUUGGCGGUUAGACAAGUUCAUGAUGCUGGUCCGACGGGUAACGCGGCAGGCCAUGUUUGCGCUGCACGAAGCCGGCUGGCAGAAGGAGCACGUGGAGCGCUUCAAGCAAACGAUCGACGAAACCAUACUGAACCGCGACGUCGUCUCGUACGGGCUGAUGAACCAUUUCAACGAUCUGUUCCUGAACGAGCUGGCCAAGGUGACGAACGGGGACAUCCCGAAGGAGGCGGUAACGCAGAUACUGGAGGUGUUCGUACAGGCGCUGCUCAAAACGGACGACGGCUCGGUGAGCGCUUCGAUCAAGAAGAACAUCUUCCACGCCCUGAUGCAGCAGUCCGAGCUGGGGCAGGAGUUUCAGGAGAAGUUUGAAAUGUGGAAAAGUCACAACUUUGUCACGGGCAACAUUGAAAAUGUAGAUUUUGUGGUGGAAAACGAGGAGGAGGAGGGUGAAGAAGAUGCGGAUGGUGGAGAAGCAGCAGAGGAAGGUGAAGAGGAAACUCAGCAGUUAGAGGAAGGGGAGGAGGAGCAAACCGAAGCGGACGAAGCAGAGCGAGACGAGGAUGGAGCGGAGGAAGAAAGGGUGCUAGAUCCUCGUGCCGGCCGUGUGAGCGUGGACGUUCCCCAGAUUGAGUUCGAUCCGCAGGAAAUCAUCGAACUGUUCGAAACGUAUCGCUACAAAUCGUUCGUGAAGACGAAGGGCAAGAAGCGGGCGCUGCAGCUGGUGAAGCAGUUCAAAAAGUUCGCCGACGGUGUGUUCCCGAUCGGCGUGAAGCGCAUUCCGAGCAUCAACCCAAAGGACUACCACGUGGACCUUGACGAGCAGGUGAUGGAGCUGGAAAAGUAUCGCUCCGACCUGGUCGGUGAGAAGCGGAAAAGCUUAAAGGAGCUGCGGAAGGAGCGCCGACACGCGAAAAAGCUGCUGCGCGAAAAACAGGAGGCAAAGGCAAAGGCGAAAGCGAAAGCCAAUGCUGCUGCUGAUGGUGAUGAUGAUGAUGAUGAUGAGGAAGGUGAGCAUGCUUCCGGUGAAAAUGGUGAAGCGGCAGAUGAGCAAGACGGUGCACAGGAAGAACAGUCCGAAAACGUUGCAACCCCGGCAACGGAGAAGACUAAGAAAAAGCGACGAGUUAGGCCGACGAAAAUGAACCCAGCGAUGGCACGGAAACAGGCCAAGCUGGAGCUGCUGGAGCGGAAAAGGGAAGAAAAGAUGAAACUGUUGAAGGAGCGGCUGAAGAAGAAAAAGAAUAAAGCUCCGGCCGAUGCAGAAACGGACGCCGUCCCACUGCUCGUGCCAAUCGUGCAACCGGAGGUACCGGCGGAAGUUGCCAGCAGUAAAGCGAAGAAGCUUAAGCCAGCACCUGUACAAACGACGAUCGAGGCGACAGCCGAGAGCGAUGUAACAACACCCACAGCGAGCGGCAAAAAGAAGCAACAGGGCAAGGUCAAACCGACCGCACCAAAACCCGACAGCAAACCGUUCGAAACGAAGGACGAAUGGUCGGAACCGCUGCAGGAGGGCGAGGAGGAGUAUUUCAUACCCGCGCGCAAAAUGACACCGAUUACCGCCAGGCUGGAAAAGCCACCGAAGGCAGCGGCAAAGGUAAACCUUGGCAAGCGGGUUGCGUCCGGAGCCGCGACAGACGAUGGAGAGGAACCGGUUACGCCGGCCAGAAAGCGGGUUAAGAUUGCGCUGAACAAAAACGUCGCCCAGGAUCUGGUGGAGCACAUCAAGCAGGUGAAAAGUUCGCCCCAGCUACCGUUCGACUCGGCCAAAAAGCCUUCCAAGAGCCUGCUCAAGCCGAACCUCAUUCCCAGCCCGAUCAAUCCGUUCUACAAGAAAAAGUUUGGUCUGAAGUAAAAUGCUUCAUACUUACACACACCAGCCUCUCUCUCUCCCUCCCCUGCGUCCCGAGGAUAUCGCUUUUGUCGGGGGUGUCCUAAGGCGCAGCAGAGUGGAGGAGAGUGUACCGACAUGCUUCACACGCUCAUACUACCACAAUUUGUAGAGGGUAACGAUGUGAGUUUCUUUUUUAAAUGCAAUUAAGUGCGCUCUGUAAUGAUGUUCUAGUUGUGUAAAACUGUGCCCCAAUAAAGUCCCGUGCUGUAAAUGUAA